Messenger RNA from Protopolystoma xenopodis, 552 nucleotides. NCBI's taxonomy places the organism in Eukaryota, Metazoa, Platyhelminthes, Monogenea, Polystomatidea, Polystomatidae. The record is from the annotation of a GenBank genome assembly.
AUGUCUUGCCAGAUAUCACAAUUCUAUUCCAUUACUUUACCCGCCACAUAUUUUCUCCUCUACGCUGUGUUUAGGCCUAUUUCCUCGCGAGGUGGACACCGAAGCACCGGAGCUCACCAGAUGACCGCCUCCCCGUCGCAUGUAAGCCUGACGAGUCGAACUACCCCCAGGAUACCCGAAGCUGCUGGCCCUGACGUUAGUCUUUCACUGGCCUCCUCGUCCGCCUCCGGCACCCUGACAGCCUCAGCAUGGGGCCAGGGAGAGUCUAGUCUCGCGGGUGCAACUAUGGCGACGCCGGAAGCCGAUCUACAUGCUCGAAUGGAGCAGUAUGUAAGUCGGCUGGCUGAAAUGGAGCAGCAAGUGCAGUCUCAACUGCCCUCACGAUCCCAGCAACUACACCAACCAUUGGAUCUGGCCAACACCGUGGGACCGCUGAUCCCGAGGCCCAUUUCAACGCUCUCCUCGCGCAAUGAUGCCGGCUUCGCCUACUCUGGCCUCAAAUCAGGCACCAUGGAAAGCCAGGUACGACCUUUGGUGCAUUGCAGGCCCUAA